Pistacia vera is the source of this 489-nucleotide messenger RNA. RefSeq names its product GPI-anchored protein LLG1-like. The record is from RefSeq and is a predicted model, not a curated record. Bases 1 to 489 code for a protein of 162 amino acids. NCBI's taxonomy places the organism in Eukaryota, Viridiplantae, Streptophyta, Magnoliopsida, Sapindales, Anacardiaceae. The transcript has 3 exons.
AUGAGGUUUAAUCUUUGCGUAGACUUCCUUCUCUUGUUUCUUUUUGCUCAAUGUUUUGCUUCUUCUUCUUUCAUUUCAGAUAAUGUCUUUCUGUCUCAGAGAAAUACUGGUCGUGCCCUUCUUCAAGCCCAAACAACAUGUCCUGUAAAUUUUGAGGAAAAGAACUACACCAUCCUUACAAGCCAGUGCAAAGGACCAGAUUAUCCUGCUGAGACAUGUUGUACAGCUCUUAAGGAGUUUUGUUGCCCUUUCGUGGAUAAAAUUAAUGACAUGAAAACUGAUUGUGCUGCAACCAUGUUCAGCUACAUAAACCUCCGUGGAAAAUUCCCACCUGGCCUUUUCUCCAGCAAAUGUCGUGAAGGGAAAUACGGUCUCACCUGCCAAUCCGUACCACCUCCGGCACCAUCACAAAGUCAUGCAGCAGCUACUCAGUACACAUUUUGGAUGCUCGCAACUGCCUUUCUGGCAUUGUUUUUCUUUAUGCAUUGA